Messenger RNA from Acytostelium subglobosum LB1, 609 nucleotides. RefSeq lists its product as hypothetical. The transcript has 2 exons. The coding region runs from base 1 to 609 and encodes 202 amino acids. Lineage: Eukaryota; Evosea; Eumycetozoa; Acytosteliales; Acytosteliaceae. The record is from RefSeq and is a predicted model, not a curated record.
AUGAGCACUGGCUAUCAACGUGUAGUGCACAAAUACAAUGCCGAUGAUGACUUCUUCAAGGACGACGUUGUUGAUCAACAAUACUCAAGAAAGACCAACAACUCUAAACAAAGGUGUUUGGCUGUGAUCGAAGAUAAUCAACAACAACAACAACAACAUCAACAAGAUGAUGAUUAUGAAGAGGUUAAUGAUACAGAGAUGAUGUCAGUAGACGAUGAAGACAAUGAUCACUAUUAUGAACAUCAACAACAACAGCAACAACAACAACAACAACACAUUGUAUGUGAGUUUGGUAACUGUCAAGGAAUGGUAGUAUUCAAUACGAUAGCAGCCUAUCAGAAUCAUUACAAUAGUGUACAUAGUUAUGAGUGUCAGUACUGUCAUCGCUCAUUCCAAUCAAACAGAUGGUUAGAGUGUCACGUCCUCGAGACACACGACACCAUGUUCAAACUGUUGGCAAAGAAGCGUCAAAUGUAUGAAUGUCUUGUUGAUGAUUGCACUAUGACCUUUGGAAAUGAGCAGACUCGACUGGAUCACCUGGUAUCCACUCACAAAUACUCUACAUUCAUGAUCAACAAUGUACUUGCAUUAAACAAGGCUGGACCAUAA